Molecule: messenger RNA, 2046 nt
Organism: Penicillium taxi
Lineage: Eukaryota; Fungi; Ascomycota; Eurotiomycetes; Eurotiales; Aspergillaceae
Exons: 2
Coding region: 1-2046 (681 amino acids)
Source: RefSeq, a predicted model, not a curated record
AUGGGUUUUUCUAGUUUCUAUCGCAGCUCAACCCCGAGCUCAGGACGCCACUACGUGGCUGGACCACGGGCAUCAACCGGCAUGGUCGAGUUCAGUUCGUCCUACGACCCGAGUGAAAUCCCCAGAGGUCGCCACGAUUAUAACCGAUACCACACUGGUCUGAUAUCACCAGUUGAAGCGCGUCCUGUCAGCUCCCAGAAAAUACGUGACCCCAACUCGUCCUUCAAGAAGUUGACGGAGUAUGCUAUUCGACCCAAGUCCAGACAAAGGAGCAGUACAACCUCAGAUGCAUCGCUUUAUGACUCUACCCGUACCUUUGAAAAUCCGGCUAGACUCUCAGUGCAAUCACAUUCCCGUCCGAUCAUCACUUCAAGUUUUGGUCCCUCGUCGAGUCCACCCUCCAAAUCUUCGGAUCACUAUAUCACUCCAGGAUCGUCACACUCUCCCCGCCAUCGCCGCAUAUAUAGCACCGACUAUGCGAGUGAUACUGGUUAUCUGACGCCACGAGAUGUGGUGAAGAACCGGACUUCCCCUCGCCACGGUAUGCGUCAUGCACAUGAACCCAGCGGGCGACAUCGGUCUUCGACGUACGACGGACUGAAGACAGGCGACGACAUUGACAACUACGAUGCUUAUUCAUACACCACCCCGCGAGAGCAAUUUGAUCGUGAUUAUCCCAUCAGGCCGCGUACUCCGUCAAGAUCCACAGUAGACCGCCCUAUCAGCGUGAAUCUGAUGGACGAAAAGUCGCUUCAGUCUCUUCGAGUGCGCAAAGACAACCGCCAACACGGACCCCCACCGACAUCCUGGGAUUUCGACAAAAUUGACCAUGAGGGAAGGCCUCGCUCCAGGCGUGCUAUUGAAGAGCACCGAGAGUCAUCGAGGCCUAGGGCAGGCCAUGAGCGUGCCUUGGUGGCAUUGCCCCACGAAUCCGACGAUGGAUAUGAUUCUUUCAGUGACACUCACCACCAUCGCCGCCGCCGUAGACAUCGCCGUCAUCACCAAGACGGCGACCGGCACCACCCGGAAGAGCGACCUUCUUCAAGGCUGGGCAAUGAACAGGCUCUUGUAGGACUCGGGACAGCGGCUCUGGGAAGUGGGUUCUCUGACGCGUCCGACCACGAGCGAUCAACGAGACGUCAUCACAGACGACCUCGCGAUCCCGAACGUGAUUUCGACGCUACCCAGUCUACUACCCAGCUCAGGUCUUACCAUGAGCCGGGCGAUCGCCAGCGUAGCCGAACACGCAGACAUUCUCGUCAUGAGGAUCGAUUCACCGACGAUGAGGAUCUUCAGAAAUACCGCCGUGAGCCAUCUACAAAACCAGGCCCUCGACACAGCAGCAGCGACACCAGUGAAGAUAAUCAUCCAGCCCGCCGCCCACCACGAGAGCGUUCGCAGGUACGAUCGCCCCGGCGGCUGCAGGAUGUGAUUCAUUCGAACGAUUCUCGACACUCUGCAUCAUCCUUCGACAGUAACGAGUCUAGGAGACCUCUCACUGCUGUCGACCCACCGUCGUCCAAAGAGCCUGAGCAUGCUCCAAAGGGUAUUUUGAAACCGCCCCGCCCCAGUUUCCCGGAGGAGCCCAAUCCCGUGCGAGAAGGCGUAGCACCGCUCAAAGAUGCCACCAAAAAGGGCAUCCCGCCGGGUGCUCGGUGGACAAAGAUCGAUCGACGACUUGUCAACCCUGCUGCAUUGGAGGCAGGGAAUGAGCGAUUCGAGGAGCGAUCGGACUAUGUCAUCGUGCUUCGAGUCUUGACAAAGGAAGAGAUUCAAGCAUAUGCUGUGAAGACGCAGGAGAUCCGAGACACACGUCAUAAGGAGCAUAUCCAGGACAAGCGUCGACAAAUGGACAAGAGUAAGCGCGAUGGUCGUCGCGGUGAAGAGUCUUCCAGUGACGACGAGGACGAGGGUGACAAUGAACAACUAAAGCUUGAACCGCCUUCGAAAGAGCCAAAUAAUCACACGCUGCCAAUGCGUCCUCGUUCUACUGUCAAUGCCAUGCCGAGGAUGCCUUCGAGAAUGCCGUCCGCUACGCUGGCGUAG